Asterias rubens (European starfish) is the source of this 5540-nucleotide messenger RNA. Its product is annotated as rho GTPase-activating protein 32-like. Lineage: Eukaryota; Metazoa; Echinodermata; Asteroidea; Forcipulatida; Asteriidae. Gene Ontology annotation, biological process: small GTPase-mediated signal transduction. Gene Ontology annotation, molecular function: protein binding; GTPase activator activity; phosphatidylinositol binding. The record is from RefSeq and is a predicted model, not a curated record. Bases 1266 to 5471 code for a protein of 1401 amino acids. The transcript has 19 exons.
CCUUGGCAAUAGGAAGAAACUGUUCGAUCGGCUCGGGAUCGCAGGUUGGAGAAAAUCGUCAUUACGCAGGAAUACAAUGUGAUUAUCCGUGGUUUGUUACUUGAUUCAGGAUUUUGAUUUGAAUCUACGGUGGAAAUCAAGUCGCCUUGACAUGAUGUGGUCACUUUGGAUUCGGAGGUUGUUAUGUGAGCCCUGAAUAUUCAAGACGAGAGUUGAAGAACUGGAGAAAAGACGAACGACGAGGACUAUUUUUUUCUGAAAAGAGAUGAGGAGAACACUUAUGUUAUCACAUUUAGCGAACAGUUUUGUUUGGCGGUUGUAUUUCUGCUACUUGCGCUUCAUGUCUGCUGAAGACGAGCGAUUGUCCGUGAUGCCUUCAAUAAACAUUCCAUUGUAAGCGCAUGUUUUAUAGUUGUCGUCCAAGCUUGUUUGUUCUCUACCAGCAAUCUACGGUACGUGUUUGCUUCAUUUUUGAAAGGACAAGGGCACCAAGCCAUAAGGAAAUUGUAAACUUGUACUGGAGCAUAUCAAGUGCACCACGGCAAUGACCAGGGAGCAUGGAGGCAAUCGCCUUCAUUGCCUCCGUGAAGUAUCAGGCCUGGGUGUUUGUAUGACUGAUGACACGACAUCGCUUCUGGGCUCCGAGGUAAUUGUACCACGUACAUUGAAAUACUAGUCAUUUUGGGUGCCGGGUUACAAACAUCGACACUGCAUUCCAGGUCAUCAACACAUUCUAUCAUCCAUAAGCGUGUAAGGAGUAGCAGGAACUCCUCUUUCCAAAGAGACAAAGGAAUAAAACAUCCUCCAUUGAUGGCUCUGUCUUCAAGUUAAGCGACGCUGAACUGUCAGUUUGUCUACAUAAACUUCAUGUAUGGUGGUAUUAAAUCCUUCAAAAAAUUGACACUGUCACUCUCUAUGCAUGUAAGGAGUCACCAGAAGUUCUCUUUCAAAGGGACGACGGAAUACACAUUUUCCAUGGCUCUGUCUUUAAGUUAGGCGACACUGAACUGUCGGUUUGUCUACAUGAACUUCAUGUUCAGGGUGUAUGAUGGUAUUAAAUCAUUAAACAAAAUUGACGUUGUCACUCUUUAACCUCGGAAGGAAACAAUCUGUAAUUUGGAUCAUGCCAUGUUGGCAGGAACACAAUUGACUGUCUCCUAAGCUUUAAGCAGCCAACUAUGACAGGAACGGGUACGUGUGUCAAUUGGAAAUCAUUUUAAGUUGUCACCUCGGAGUACUGAUUUGGAUUAUAUACUGGGAGCAGAAUGGUGGAUUUGGCGGCUGUGUUGGCGAGACGGCGCUGGACGUGGUCAAGCAAUCUCUACGAAGGAUAUCUUUAUAGUGCCAAUUCCCCCUUAGGAUCAUGCAGAGGGAAAAAGAUCCGCAAGUUCUCGGAGAAUGACGCCGAUAUUCGCUCGAGGGGGCUUCAUUCGGUGGAUGAGGAGAGUGGACUCCUGUUCUCAAAGGUACCUCUGACACCAUUAGAGAAUAAUGGGGAGCCAAAUAUUAGGAGACGAGCUAGUCUCCGUAUCAAGAAGAUGUCGUCAUCUUCUUUCCAUGAUGGUUCGAGUCGUUUCCCCAAGCUUAACGACUGUGCUCACUUUCAUUACGACAAUGUGGAGCUCGGACGUAUCACAUUAUCUAUGCACGAAGACGCGGAUCAAGAAGAAGCAAUACUCCUAGCCUAUCAGAACGGUACCUGUGACAUCACUGAUAACCCCUUCACCAUCAAAGUCUACAGCAAUGGUAAAGUGUGGCUGGUUAAACGCUGCUAUGAAGACUUCCGGGUACUAGACAAGCAGCUGCAUAGCUGUAUCUACGAUCGACGGUUUAGUCAACUGGUGGAGCUGCCUAAAGGAGAAGCAAUGAUUGGAAAUCGAGAGGGUGUACGAGCGAUGCUCGGCCGCUACCUUGGCAGGUUCUCCCAGAUAGCUGGUGACAUGAUCAAUUGCGGUCCUGUGUUAAACUGGAUGGAGCUUGACAAUCAUGGCCAUCAACUUAAGCUCGAUAACCAUGGCAACCAUGUUGUUGCCAGUGAGGAAUCCGCAAUCAACAUUCCAGCAGUCGCCGCUGCCCAUGUGACUAAACGCUACAUGGCACAGGCUCCUGAUGAAAUAUCACUUGAGGUUGGUGACAUGAUCUCUGUGAUCGAUAUGCCGCCCCCAGAGGACACUUCCUGGUGGAGGGGGAAGAAUGGUUUUGAGGUCGGUUUCUUCCCUCGGCAGUGCGUGGAGAUAAUCAGCGAUAAAUUACUGCCCUCUGUUGCCAACAUGAUGCCAAGGUCUCCCAAACCAGAAAGCCAAGUUCUUAACAAGCAUGGCAAGUUGAUAACAUUUCUACGCUCAUUUAUCUUAGCGAGGCCAACAAGGCGCGGGUUGAAGCAGAGAGGGAUUCUAAGGGAACGUGUCUUCGGUUGCGAUCUUGGAGAGCAUCUUCUGAACUGUGGAACAGAUGUUCCUAGUAUCAUCCAAGCUUGCACAGAGUUCAUCGAAUCCAACGGUGUCGUUGACGGAAUCUACAGGCUCUCAGGUGUCUCAUCCACCGUCCAAUGGCUCAGGGAUGAGUUUGAUAGUGAGAAGGUUCCAGACCUAAUGCAGUAUGAUAAGGAUAUCCACUGUGUGUCAUCGGUCUGUAAACUGUACUUCAGAGAACUUCCAAAUCCUCUAUUGACUUAUCAACUCUAUAAGAAGUUUGAGGAGGCAGCAACAUCCAAUGAGGAGAGACGUUUAAUCAAGAUGCACGACACCGUCCAGCAGCUUCCACCUCCCCACUACCGUACUCUGGAAUUCCUCAUCAAACACCUCGCUAAGAUGGCCGCUCAUGGGGACCAGACCGGAAUGAAUACAAAGAACCUAGCCAUAGUAUGGGCACCAAACCUCUUAAGAUCCAAGGACCUGAUCCUAGCCACAGCUGCAGCCUUCAUGGAGAUCAAGAUCCAAGCCACUGUGGUGGAGUAUUUAAUACGCAAAGCUGACGUCAUCUUCAACGAUAAACUCUUUCCCGAUGUGCCAGGAAGAUUGAUGGGACAAGAGAUGCAGCGACCCAAGUCUCUAAUCCUCUCAACUCCAACCAAACUACUCUCCCUCGAGGAGGCGAGAGCAAGGACGGCAUCCCAAGGAGCCGAAGCUGUCGAUGAUAAACCAAAGUACAUUGAGGUUGGGGGAGGGCCAGCGGCUCUACCCAAACAAUACCAUACAGUCAUUAACUUCCCUAUGGAAAGGAAAAGAGGUUCCUUCUCGUCCAAGUCUAAGAAGUCUCCCGGCUGGAAAAAUUUCUUCACCCGCUCCGGCUCCAAAGACGGCAAAGGGAAGAAAGAUGGUGAUAAGUCCCACGGCAGGGGAAGUCUGAGAUCCGUGCGUAGCGUCGAGUCCCUGACAUCCAGCAACUCCAGCUAUGAUGGACAGAGAUCGGGAGAUGGCAAUGGUGGUCAUAGAGUAAUAAUGCGGAGGAACUCGGUGGCUUGUGUUGACAGCCUCCAGAGGGCCUCCUCCCAUGACUCCUUCUUCGAGGUGGACGCAGCGACCAUCGCCGCAGCAACAGAGGAUUUCCUCGCCUCGACGUCACAUCUCAAGAAGGAUGAGGAAUCAGAAGAUGAUAUUUUCAUCGUUGAGAUACCGCCGGAGAAGAAGAAAGUGGAGAAGGAUCGGAGGAAGUCGAGUCCCCUCUGGAUCGACCAGAGCAUCAGCAGCUCCGAGUCGAACAUCACCUCUCCAAAAACCCCAACCCCGAGGGAUAUCUCCACCGAAGCCAAAAACAACACGAGCAGCGAUAAUAACCUGCUUGAAAUCAGUGCCAAAGCUCUCAUGACCGACCCCAGCAAGAUGAUCCCAAUCGUCAACGGAGGAGAGAGUCCGUUGAUUGGCGAUAAGAACCAGAACGGGCGAUUGUCACCUCAGGCUCCCGUUAGACGGCGGAGCAAAGCGAUGGGCAUUCCAUCUCGGAGGAAGAUCCAGAGCUCACCUCCGAUGGAGCUUCAACCUCUUGGGAUAUCACCACCUCGAGAUAUGGACAUCACAGAGGAAACUCCGAGCCCUAAGUCCUGGAGGAGAAAGGGCUCGAUGGACAGUCCUGAAGGAUCAAAAGGAAGCUCUGUUUUAGAGAAGCUCACGAGGGCCAUGAAGCCAAAGACUAAAGUGAAACGAGAGUUUAGUCUCGGCGUUGAGAUGGGGAAGCAGGGACGGGGGACCCCGAGUGACGGGAGCCAAGUUGAACUUCGGAGUGUUGUCAAAGUUGAGGAUAGGGACCUGUUGGAUUCUUCGAGUACCCAAGAUGCCAACUCACAGACGGCGGAGGACUCUGAGCAGGAUCAGCUUAACUUGGAAGGCAAGGACCACAGCACGCACGCCAGACCCAGGUCACUCUCUGCCCGGGUCCGCGCAAACACAGACUCAGACCUCUUUGAGGAUUUCUUGUUCACGCCUGAGACAAAGUUUAGUCUGGACACGGUGCUCUCGGAAUAUGACCACAUCAUGGAGAAAUAUAGCAAUCGGGCUCUUACGCCUGAAUUUGACACUAGUACAGAGGAAGGGCUGUCGGGGAAACGGACUUCGUUCCCGCGAGCACCUCUUGAAACGGAAGAGUACCAACCGGUGCCUCAGUUCUUGGAUACGUUGAAUGCCAAUUAUAAUCACUCAUCCGAUGGAGAGGGUGAUGAAAGUACCCCAAAGAAAUCUGAUGUGCCACUAUUUAUUGUCAAAGAAAAUGAUUGUGAAACUCCCCUGGAGUCUACAAUGGAAUCACCCUCACACAAUGAAAGCCUACCUCACAGGAACAAUCCAUUAUCGUCAACAGAGGGGAGGCAAUCCUCAGAUGAAGUGAAAGACGGUGAAUUAGUUGAACGUUGGGAAAAAACUCAGAGCAAAAACUUGGAUGUGAACUUAGAGUUUGAAGUUCUAAGCAGGGAAUCUGACAUCACCGACUUUGAAGACUUGGCGGACGAAUCAGAGAGUGUCGAGAAAUCGAAAUCGCCGGAUGAUAAAUUGGACGACUCUGUUGAGACGUCUUUCGAGGAAGCCUCAGUUGAUCUAGUGGAGAUUGAGAACUCCGAUCAGGCAAUGACGCACACUUCUGUGGAUGAACCAAGCCCGGACACUGAGCAAGAGGAAUACAGUUUGAGCCUCGAGAUCGGAAACCAGUCCACUGAGGAGGACCUCGGAUUACAUGAAAUGAAAUUCCCAGACGAGGAUGAAUUAGACUCGGACAUCCUUGGAGUAAAAAGAAAUCUGGGUGACAUGGCGACAGAAAUCCGCAUCAGUCAACAAACGCUCUCCUCACAGUAUGAUAAUCUGGACGAUAACACGUCACAGAGUUCAUCUGACAGAGGGGUGGAUUUAAAUGUUAGAACAGCCUCCCCACCUGCUUUUGAGGUUGUUGAAUCCCCUUUCUGUACCCCCUCUGACGAGAAUGGUGAGCAUGAUCUAGUGUACAAUCUGGCGAUCGACGAUAUCGUGGAACACGUCAUAGAGUUGUAGUUAUGAUAAUUAGGGUGUGGUGUAGAGGUUUGUUGCUCUUAUUUGGUAAGGUUUAUAAUAUCACCCACU